Molecule: messenger RNA, 846 nt
Organism: Ceratotherium simum simum (southern white rhinoceros)
Lineage: Eukaryota; Metazoa; Chordata; Mammalia; Perissodactyla; Rhinocerotidae
Source: RefSeq, a predicted model, not a curated record
CCCCCACCACAGGUGUGGACCAGGCCCCGGCCCAGGCCCCGGCCCCAGUAAAAAUGCCCGCUGCCUGAGCUUCAGACCAUGUACUCAUACAGCAGCCUGGCUCCCGGAGAUGGCGUCUGGCCUUCGCUGCAGCCCCUCACCUACACCUACCUGCCCGCCCCUCUGCUGCUGCCCCCCAUCCAGGCCCACAACUUCUGCAGCCGGCCCCGGAGCCUGAGCGCGGGCGAGUGGGGCGCCCCGCGGGAAUACCACUGCUUCCACGGCCCGGGCGCGCCCCUGGGGGCCGUGCCGCCCUUGUGGGUCUUUCCGCAGGCCUAUGCCGCGCCCUUCUACCUGGGGCCGUCGCUGCAUGCGCCCGUGGCGGCGGGGACGGUGGCGGCAGAAAGCUGGGCGCCGUGGCCAGAGGGCGGCAGCCUGCAGGCGGAGCUGCGCUGGGGCCGCGCCUGGAGCUGCCGGACUUCGUGCGCCGGGAGCUGCGGCGCGUGUACGGCACGUACCCGCGCACCGACGUGCGCGUCACCUACAGCGGGGGCGAGUUCCUGCUGCAGGCGGCGCCGCGCGUGCGCGAGCCCGAGCACCGCGUGCAGAGGAGUGUGCUGCGUCCGCCCGCCAGCAGCGGCAGCGGGGACAGCAGCCCAGCGCGGAAAGCGGCGGAGCGCGGCCGAGGGAAGAAGAGGAAAGGCCGGAGCUGAGGGCGCCGCAGGGCCCGGCGGCCAGCCGGGAUGCGCACGCGCGGCUCUCAUCCCCUGCGCCCGCCGCCGCCAGCCUGCGAGGAGGGAGAUCUCAGCUGUGCGCUGCAGGCUAGUGCGCCUGUCACCUCAAAGCUCCCAGGACUCCCCAGCCUGA